Molecule: messenger RNA, 631 nt
Organism: Magnolia sinica
Lineage: Eukaryota; Viridiplantae; Streptophyta; Magnoliopsida; Magnoliales; Magnoliaceae
Product: norbelladine synthase-like
Exons: 2
Coding region: 24-506 (160 amino acids)
Biological process (GO): defense response; abscisic acid-activated signaling pathway
Cellular component (GO): nucleus; cytoplasm
Molecular function (GO): abscisic acid binding; protein phosphatase inhibitor activity; signaling receptor activity
Source: RefSeq, a predicted model, not a curated record
AGCAACACAAAGAAGAGAGAAGAAUGCACGGGCAACUUUCAAACGAGUUAGAGGUAGGUGUGCCUGCUACACACGUGUGGGAACUCUACAGCACGCUUAAGCUGGCCCAACUUAUCAAGGAACGGCUCCCUUACAUGGUAGAGAAGAUACAAGUUAUAGAAGGUGACGGAGGAGUCGGCACCAUACUCCAUGUUACCUUGCCUCCCGGAAUGCCGUUUGGUUUUUACAAAGAGAAGUUUGUCGAGAUCGAUAACGAGAACCGUGUGAAGGUGGUGGAAUUGAUCGAAGGUGGAUAUCUGGAUAUGGGAUUUCGUUUGUAUCGGCUCCGUUUGGAGAUCCUCGAGAAAGAUUGUGGUACGUCCAUCAUAAGAUCGACCACGGAGUAUGAAAUAGACGACGAGUUCGCCGCUAAUGAAACUCUUGUUUCUAACCAGGCACUAGAGGUCAUCGCGGAAGCUGCCGCAAAGUAUCUCCUCGAGAAAAAAGCUGAAGUCUGCAAUGCUUAAAUUCAGUGGCUUUUCAUGCCUUUUUCUGCGUUUGGAUGCACUCUUAAAUUGGAACAAUCCACAAUCAAUUGCAAAUGAUCAAAUUGUAAUUAGUUUCCUCAGUAUUCCUACUACCGAAAAAGUGA